CCUGUGCUUUCACAUGUCAGCGCUUCCCCUUCUCGCCUUUCAUUGCUCACUGCUCUCUGCCCGGAGCUCACGCACUUACCGGAUAUGUAGACGACAAGGCAGCUCCUCUUUCUUUCUUUUUUGUUUGUUUGUUUGUUUGUUUGUUUGUUCAUAACCUGUGAUGAGUUAUAGAUUAAAAAACUAAAAAAAAAACAAAAAGGUGUGAGGUGAUGUAUCGUCGGUUGGUGGCAUGAAACGCAGCGGCUCGUUCCUCUGGUUUCACAAAGGUGCGGUGCUUUCCUCAGGUGUCGGUAUCCUCCGGUCACAGCACCGAGCACCGAGCGGCGACAACACGCGCUAGAAGCCCGUAAAUCCUCAGGGGAAGGCGGCAGGAAGCCACCAGCAGCACCACCACCACCUCCAGCAGCAACAGCAGCACCGACCAUGGCGAGCGACGACUGUAGGAAAGAUGACUUGCAGGAGGAGAACCGCACAGACUCGGGCAUCGAGUCGUUCCGCUCCAUAUGUAAGUCAGAGGAGCCCCGGGAACCGAGCGCGGACUUCAGCGGGCCGAGGGACAAGUUUACCGCCGGGGAGGAGCGCCUGGACUCAGCCUACGGCUCCUCGUCUAUCACGGUGGACAGUCUGAUAGACAUAGUGGAGGACUGCACUCUUUCCAGUGUCCAGGAGGACCAAGCAGAGAUCUCUGAACUGUCUGAACAGGACGAGAACUUGCUCACAACUAUUACUGAAGAUGGAGACACCAUCCUGCACUUAGCGAUCAUCCAUGAAGACGAAUUCAUCGCCAAACAGUUGAUACAGAUAUUCCCAAAAGAAGUCCUGGACAUCCAAAACAAUUUAUACCAGAGCCCUUUGCACCUGGCCACUUACCUGAACCUGACAGACGUGGUGAAGAGCCUGGUGGAGAAAGGGGCUAGCCUGGGGCUGCAGGACCAGGAUGGUAACACGGCGCUCCAUGUGGCCUGCCAGCAUGGGCAGACAGUGUGCGCAACUGAGAUGACCAGAGAAGUUUCUCCCAGCAAGCUGGCACCGGUUCUUGAGACCCAGAACUGGAGAGGUCUUGCCUGUCUUCACUUGGCUGCACUGAACAGGCAACAUCAGAUCAUGAAUCUCCUCCUGACGAAAAAGGGAGCAGACCCGAAUAUCCAGGAAGGAACCAGCGGCAAAACAGCUCUUCACCUCGCCGUCGAGCUGCGCGACAUCUCGUCGGUGAAGCUGCUGCUCGGCAGGGGAGCCAACGUCGACGCCGCCAUGUUCAACGGCUGCACGCCCCUGCACCUGGCGGUCGGGAGACAGGACGCCACCAUCGCCACCCUCCUCUGCCAGUCUGGCGCCGACACAAUGCUGCGAAACAUGGAGGACGAGACGGCACUGGAUCUAGCUGACGGCAAUGAUGAUAUUCUGGCUCUAUUUCCCUUUGAUGACAUCCAGAUCUCCGGGAGGUCGGUGGUCGGUAUGAAGUUUUGAGCUGAAUCAUAGGUCGGAUUAGUCGGCUGCAAACUUAGAUUUUUUUUAAAAAAGAAAAAAAAAAAGCUGUAUUUGAUCUGAUGUUUUUUUGAUCUGUAUUCUUCAUUAUCUAGACAAAUAUGCUCACCGUAUAAAUCAUACUUCCCUCUGACAUAGAGCGUGAUUCUGCUUAACUGAACACUGAUAAAACAACAAAAAAAAAAA
Molecule: messenger RNA, 1671 nt
Organism: Larimichthys crocea (large yellow croaker)
Lineage: Eukaryota; Metazoa; Chordata; Actinopteri; Sciaenidae
Gene: nfkbie
Product: nuclear factor of kappa light polypeptide gene enhancer in B-cells inhibitor, epsilon
Exons: 6
Coding region: 424-1467 (347 amino acids)
Biological process (GO): cellular response to tumor necrosis factor
Cellular component (GO): cytosol
Molecular function (GO): NF-kappaB binding
Source: RefSeq, a predicted model, not a curated record